Molecule: messenger RNA, 2002 nt
Organism: Coccidioides posadasii C735 delta SOWgp
Lineage: Eukaryota; Fungi; Ascomycota; Eurotiomycetes; Onygenales; Onygenaceae
Source: RefSeq, a predicted model, not a curated record
CAUUAUGCAAUAGCAUGGUCAACAACGAAGCAAUUAAGCUUGCAAUUGAAGAUCUUGAAUCGCAAGAGACUCCAAAUUACAGUGCGACCGCGAAAAAAUAUUCACUCAGCCGAGAGACCCUGCGCCGGCGGCAUCAAGGCCUACAAGUUGAUUGCCAUGAAGCAACCUCCAGACAUAAGAAGAAGCUCACCAAUAUACAGGAGGAUGAGCUCCUAGAGUAUAUAAACAAGCUCUGCAACCGCGGCCUUGCUCCUACGCCUCAAAUCCUUUGAAAUAUCGUGCAAGAGAUGACGGGAGAGGACAUGGGAAUCAACUGGGUGACAUGGUUUCGUGAGCGCCACAAGGACAAGAUCAAGACUGUUUAUCUCAAGCUGCUUGACAAGAAUAGACAGUUGAGCAAGAAAAUCAGCCAGUAUAAUAUUACACCGGAAAACACAUACAACUUUGAUGAAAAAGGAUUCCUCCUAGGCUCCUGUCAUGCCUUGAAGUGCCUUGUCUCUAUUAAAGCCCUACAAGCUGGUAAAAGUGUUGCAACUCAGGAUGGAAGCUGGGAAUUCCUCUCACUGCUCUGUUCAGUCUCUGCAGAUGGGAUUGCAUUACCUCCAGCUCUUAUUUAUCAGGGUGAAUCCAGAGAUCUUCAGGAUACGUGGCUGGAUGAUUUUGAUGGAAGUGAAUAUGCCUACUUUGCAGCCUCAGUGAACGGCUGGAGCAAUGAUGAAUAUGGCCUGGAGUGGUUGCAACGGGUUUUUAAUCCGCAUACAAAGGCAAAAGCAGGUAGGGCAAGACGUCUGCUUCUACUAGAUGGGCAUUCUUCCCAUAUAAAUAUGAAAUUUAUUGAAUAUGCAAACCGCGAAAGGAUCCUGCUGUUGAUCCUUCCACCGCACUCUACCCACCGUUUGCAGCCUCUUGAUGUUGGUGUUUUUGGGCCGCUGGGCAAGGCGUAUUCCAGCGAGCUGGAAUCCCUACUACACCGUGGACUGGGCUAUAUUCGAAUGACAAAAAGGGAUUUCUGGAGACUAUUCAAUGCAGCAUGGAAGAAGGCUUUGAUGGGUGACAAUAUACGUGCUGGCUUUGCAAAGACUGGCAUUUAUUCCCUGGAUCCCCAGUGUCAACUAAGCCGAUUUGAAACUGCUGAUCAACAAGGCCCUGCACCACUAGUUGAGCCUUCCAUCCCUACAAAUAUACAGGAGCUUCGUCAAGAGGUUAAGGGUAUUUGUCUUCGGCACAGCUUAAAUUUGCAGAGUAUUGGACGGGUUAUCAAAGCCAGCAAGCAAUUUGCAAUACGAAAUGAACUGCUAGAGCAUGAAAAUCGGGCUCUAAAAUUGACUAUCGUGAUGGAGAAACAGCGCCGCAAGCGAGGCAAGCCCCUAGGCCUACUUGAUCGCGAUAAUCCGAGCCAGGCCCAGUUCUGGAGUCCUACAAAAGUUCUGCAGGCUCGGGAACGCCGGGAUGAAAUAGAGGCUGAGAAAGCUCACAAAAUUGCUCAAACACAAGAGGCAAAGCUUCAAUGGGAGCUCCAAAGAGAGCAGGCAGCUAGGGAGGCUGAAGAAAAACGGAUUGAACGAGAGACUGCCUGUAUGAAGGCCCGCGAGCAACAAGAGGCUGAAAAGCUUGAACGUGCUAUACAACAAGAGGCCCAGCGUGUUGCCCGUGAGGAGAAAAAGGCUUUACAACAAGCAGAGAAGGAGAGACAGGCUGUUGAACGUGCUAGUAAACACCGGCAGUCAGAGCUUCAAGCGCCGGCUUCAAAGCGCCGUCGGCAGGGCCUCCCUACAAAAGAACCUCAUCGCGGCAAGCCUAUACAAUCUUCCCAAAGCAGUAGUAAGAGCUUUACUAGCCUCCCUAACAAGCCUUUAGGCUCUCUAGCUGAGAAAUCUACUGCUGACAUUCCUUUACAAUCUUUCCUAUCCACCCCCCGUAUCUCUCGCUCUGGCCGCAAUAUCAGGCCGUCCACACGUUUAUUUUCAUAGCCACACUAAUUUCUAUGCUUUAAAGAACACAC